Cercospora beticola is the source of this 2603-nucleotide messenger RNA. RefSeq lists its product as uncharacterized. Gene Ontology annotation, cellular component: nucleus. Gene Ontology annotation, molecular function: DNA-binding transcription factor activity, RNA polymerase II-specific; zinc ion binding; RNA polymerase II cis-regulatory region sequence-specific DNA binding. Gene Ontology annotation, biological process: DNA-templated transcription; positive regulation of transcription from RNA polymerase II promoter by galactose. NCBI's taxonomy places the organism in Eukaryota, Fungi, Ascomycota, Dothideomycetes, Mycosphaerellales, Mycosphaerellaceae. The record is from RefSeq and is a predicted model, not a curated record.
GUCGUACACCGCGCAAGCAUCACAAUGCGGAAUAGCCACCGCCGAAAUGCCAGCCCAGCGCGGCGUGCGUCGAGGCCUGGCUGACAAGGCUUGCAAUGAAUGCCAAAGGAGAAAGACGAAAUGCAUUCCCUGCGCAGACAGUCCCCAAUGCGCAUUUUGCAAACGAGCCGGGAAGACCUGCAUCUUCGAGGAGCCGCAGCAACGGACGCCUCUCACGCGGCAGAAUCUUGACCAAGCAGAAGCACGAUGUCGAGAGCUGGAGCAGCUGUUGUAUCAGCGUGAGGGCGAGAGUUUGGCUGCCACGGCGAUGGAGAGUGAAACUCAGCAGGAAACGACCCAGGUACGGCCACGUGCGCCUCAUGCUCGGGAAGGGACAGCAGACUACGAGUGGAAUGAAGCCUCAGAUCCUGAGCAGAGUAAUCAGUCAUCUGAUAGCGAUCACGCAAGAGAUGGCAUGGCCGCGCUGACCAGUAAACAUUCCGGUUCUGGCUAUCUGGGAAAGAGCUCGGGUCAUGAACUUCUCCAGUCUGUGUCAUCCUUUCUACCGCCUUCAAGUUCUACCGGGCGUCGAAACACACGAACUCUGCCAGAAACGCCCAUCUCAAACGUGGGACCUUCCCACGAGCUCUCGAGCAUCACCUCAAACACCAUGUCCGCGACCUUCAUUCAAGAGCAGCUCAUUUCGGCGUACUUCACUAUGUACAAUGCCUACUAUCCUAUCCUCCAGGAACGCUCGUUCCGCGAGCAAUGUGCCAGGAGGAAGUCGUUGCCUCGGGCCUCGUCGUGGCACAUUACCUACUAUGCGGUAUUGGCCAUGGGCGAAUGGGUGUCUGGGAGUGGUGCCGAAGACCAGCCUUCGCUAUACUUCGAAGCAGCACGGUCAUUACUGAAACCCGAAGUGCUUGAAUCGGGCUCUCUGAACAACGUGCAGGCAUUUUUGAUACUCGGAAACUAUCUGCAGAAGACUGAUCGUCCCAACACAGGUUACAAUUAUCUCGGUAUAGCUCUGAGGUUAGCCAUGGGCUUAGGCCUGCAUCAUGAACUCCCCGACAUGUCCAAUGCCAGCCCUUUCAAGAGACACCGUCGUCGGAUACUGUUCUGGGUCCUGUAUUGCUUUGAUAGCUGGUUCAAUAUCACGACCGGCAGGCCUUCACUCCUCUCGGACGCCAGUUUCGACGUUCGAAUGCCACGGAACGUGGACGAAAGCUCUGUCGAUGAUCAGGGUAUGGUCAAUGAGACGCCGGGGCCGACAGUCUGUUCCGUGACCAUCGCCCUUGCUCGCUUGACCAAGAUUGCCAACAAGGUCUACAACGAAUUAAUUUGUGCAACUUCAUGCUCUGAUGUUGAUCAUCAGACUGUGGUAAUGGAGCAAAUGAUCCAGAACUGGCAGGCUGCCCUACCAGUGUACAUGAGCAGUCCGGAUGUUCCUGCAUGGUUCCUUGGACCGCGGCAGACAGUAAGCUGGAAAGCAGCAAAUUUGCGUGUGCUACUGCUCCUUGCAAGCCAGAGGCAUCGCGUGGACACUUUUGAGAAGCUGGCCGUGGGAUCAAGGUGCCAGUCUGUUGCUGCUUCGACUAUCAACGAUAUCGCCUCAUUCUGUGAGCAGCAUGCAGAUCAGCUACACAGCGGGCUAGCCUGGUACGCGGUCUACUUCAUGCUGCAAUCGAUGCUCUCAUUCACUUCACAAUGCGUAUAUCGGCGAAGAAUGGAUCAAAAUCUGCACGAUCUGGAUACUCAGUACUGCGAGAACACUGCAACAGUGGCAGUAAGCUGUAUCGAAGCGAUGAGAGCGAAGAAUGCAGCUGCCAAUCGAGCCUACCGCAUCGUGAGCCGUCUCCGAGAUGUGGUCAGACAGACAAGUGGCAUUGUGCCUAUGGAUGUGGUCGUUCAGGCUGGCAUAGAGUCGCACGGAACGGCGCAGUUGCCCGUUGAGCAUCUGGCGCAUUCUGCUUACCUUGACCCUCAAGACCCGCCGACCGAUCCCAGCAUUUCGCUUGAUUUCGACCAAGCGAUUCCUAAUCUUGUCCUCGCGGAAUGGGGCAAUGCUGCAGAUUUGUCGUUACAUUCUCUUUUUAACGGAAUGGACGACUUUGAGCCUGCGAAUAUGUACAACUGAUGAACGAUGCGAUUGACGAGAGGCACAGGCGAAAGCUUUUCAACGAUGCUUUGCGCGAAAGAAGAGACACCUGCUGGCGAUGGCCAAGUACGAUACGGUUUAAAAUUUGCCACAGCCAAAGCCGCCAUCACCUUGAUGAUAUUGCGCCGGCAUAUUCUCCGCACCACGCUAGAACUCCGCUCGAUAUUUCGCGAACUAUUCCACUUGGCCAUGCCCUCAGCAACAGCCGACGCCGUUAACAAGGCAAGAACCUCGUCCACGGGGAUGAGUGUGUAAUGCGCCGGAGCAUGGGCGACCGAGACCGUUUCAAGCUAGCAAGCAGCCACAGGGUUACACUCGCCCUGACCUAGCCUUCGGCCCACAGUCUUCCGAUGCCCAGCAACAGAUGUCAACGCAGACGCGGCCUCAGAACACUGCAGUGUCGCGACUCACAGCGUCUGUCGCACUGUUAUAUCUGCUUUUGCUGUCUAAUCUCAACCAGCAUUCA